CCGACCGGUGAAACUGUAAUAUUGUUAGUGUACGUUACUCUCAUACUCUCAUUCUAAUUUAAAACUCUACCAAUAAAACUUUGAUCUAAACUUUCUACAGUCUAGAAUAGUUGCAGUUGCUUAUUAUAUUCUGCUAUAAACUUUAAAGUUGUUAACAUGGAUGAUAAUAAUCCGGAAAUUUCGUUAUUAAUUGACGAUCAAGUGUUUAAAGCAAAGAGGAAUGAUUUGAUGGAACAUAGUGAUUUUUUUCGAGCUAUGUUUACUGGAGACUAUGUAGAAAGGGAGCGGAAACAAAUAUUUAUUGAGGUGGUGGACGCUGCUUCUAUGAGUAUUAUAUUGAGAUACAUAAACAUAGGUUUAAUAGAUUUAACAGAAUUUGAUUUGCCAACCAUAGGAGAUCUUGCAGUUGCCGCAAGUUUCCUACAAAUUACAGAACUGACGAAACAAAUAGAAUAUUGUUUGGAGCAGCAACUAACAUUAGCCAACUGGUUGGAAGUUAAAGAAGUAGCAUUAAAUGCGGCUUUAGUCAAACUGGAGCAAAGCACCGUUAUAUUUGGACUUUUUUCGUUCAGUAAAAUGAAGACUGAGAAUAUUCAAUCGUUAGAUAAGUUAUAUUGGUACUUAGCACAUCCGUACUUGAACUUAGAGUCUGAACUAGACGCAUUCAAGUUUGGUUUAAAGUGGCUCCGGGAACAUGAAAUGGGUGCCGACACACUGUUAGUGGUUCUUUGUUGCUUAGACCUGAAAAGACUUUCAAUUGAAGAAUUAAUAGAAAUUAGAGAAUUAAUAACAGAUUUUGCCAAUAGUUUAGGGGAAAGAGUAGUAGAAUGUCUGUAUAAAUUAUUAUUGGAACAUGAUUUGUCACUUGAUACUAUAAGGCAGAAUAAAGAAGAACUAUGUCUCUUUUAUACUGAAAAAGUUUACACAGAAGUGUUCAAUUUAGUAAAAGAAAGUGUUGAACGUAAGCUAAAGUAUACACCCACAGUGCCAAUGUGGUCGAACAAGGACAAAAAACCAGAAGUGUCACAGAAUUAUUUAUUUACGUACACGGAAGACGCUGGUUUCCAAAGGUGGAUGGAAGUCGCUGAACGAAACCUUUGGGGUUGGAAUAUAACAGCUUCGAGUCCCACUCAGAUUGUGGUGGUAUGCGGUGAAUAUGGACGCGGUUCUGGAAUUUUUAUGAGAGAUGUGAAAGUUUAUGAUGUAUACAAAAAGGAGUGGACUCAACAUGGAGUGGAACUGCCUGUGAGGAGACAUGCAGGUGUUGUAGUGGUAGAUGAUUCACUAUAUCUACUGGGAGGUGUUGGUGGAUUCCGGGUAGUGCUAGACUCGGCAGUAGUGUAUAACUUAAAGGAGAGGACAUUUAGGUCAAUAGCGAAAUUACCCGACGCAGUGCAGUCGCCCGCCGUCUGCGCCCACGACGACGAGGUGUACGUUAUAGGUCAUAGAAACAUUUAUAAAUACGAAGAAAUUUGCCAAAAAGACCGUUGGACAAAAGUCCUUACAAUGGACAUCACGCCGACUUACCUGGUGUCUUUUAAAGGGUAUAUCUAUGUCGCUCAAUGCUACUUCCCGAGUCUGUAUAGGUUCAUACCUGGGGACGAACGCGGCUUGCAGCAGAUCGCCAGCUUUUGUCAUCCUCCUAGGGCUAUUUGUAAUUUAGGUUAUCGCCUGAUCGCCGUAACAUGUUCUGGAGACACAUCAACAGAUAUACUAUCUGUAGAAGAAUUACGUAUAGUGGGUGACGGCCACUAUUACCAGAAUACCGAUGUUCUUUGGUCCGAAACUGGGUCAGAGUUUGGCGUCAACCCCUCGGGGGCAUGUGCGGUAGUCAUGACAAUGCCUGAAAUUAAUCCUACUGUGUCCGCGUAUCAUCAGCGGUAUAUUGUAAUGUAUGGAUAGAUUUAGUUACUCAUGUUGUUAUAAUUAUAGUCGAUUAUAAAUGUAGUCUAUUAAGGUUCAAAAUCUUUUGUAAUUUUUGUAACGAUAAGAUCGGUUUUUGCUAAGCAAAAUUAAUAUUAGAUAUCAGAACUGUUUUCCAAUUAGUAUUGUUAUAUUUGACCAUAAAUUCAGUGUAGUAGAGUUCAAAACUAUUUAUAACUUUUUAUAACGAUCAAAUCGGCUUUUGCUCAGCAAAAUUUAAUAUUGGAUAUUUUAAUUUUUAAUUUAUUAAUAUUAAAUAUUUUAACGUAAGUACUCCAAAAGAUUUAAUUUAUAAACAUUUUUGGCCUGCUAAACCGUCUGGGAAGCGCUCAAAGCGUUUUUUAAAUAUUAUUUUAUUAUAAUUUUUAUAUUUAUAAGAUGGAUUGAUUAGUUAUGUAAGUUCGCGACUUCUAGUCUAAAUUAUUAUCAUUUUUAUUUGGAAGCUUUAUUGAUGAUUAUUAUGUGCUUAUUUUAUUUUUAAACCUCUAAAAUUGCUAAUUACUAUCCAAUUAUCUCAAUCGAAAAAUAAUAUUUAGUAUGAAUUCUUUUAAACAUAAUAUUUCUUUAAAAAAAAUUGAAUACAAUUUGUA
Molecule: messenger RNA, 2513 nt
Organism: Spodoptera litura
Lineage: Eukaryota; Metazoa; Arthropoda; Insecta; Lepidoptera; Noctuidae
Product: kelch-like protein 6
Molecular function (GO): protein binding
Source: RefSeq, a predicted model, not a curated record